AGACGGAAGAAGACGGACGCACCGUCUACCGUACUGUGCUGCCUCGUCAAUUCCCGCCACAUCGUCAGGCAAGGCACUUUCCAAAAAGACACUUUCAGGCUAUAUUGUCAGGUCAAGACACAUUCCCGCCAUAUCAUGAGGAAAGAGACUUUGGCGACAAGUCACGAAGCAAGGUACCUUCCCGCCAUAUCGUGAGGCAAGACAUUUUCCCGCCAUAUUGUGAGGCAAAACAGUUUCGCACCAUAUCUUGGGGCGAGAAACUUUCCCGCCAUAUCCUGAGGCAAUGACAGUUUCCCGCCAUUUGGUGAGGCAAGACAGUUUCCCGCCAUUUCACGACACACGGGUGGCGGAGGGAAGCUCGUAGAUUGCCGCUGCACUUGCAGCCACUUUCCCGCCAUUCAGCAUGAGAAAGCCGUACUGUGCUUGUGGCCACGUCAGCAGAUGAUUGACUCGCGGUGUUUGACGCCACAUCCACGUUGCUGCCUACGACAACAAGAACCAUGGAGGCUUCGUCUUCAACCUUGAUGAGGGCAGUUAUGCUCUCGUCUGAAACGUUUGCCAUGGCGUGCAACGGGAAUGCUGCAUUGAUGUUGACGUCAUCGCAAAAAGGAUCAGCGAUGAGCUUGUCGUCUUCUGGUGGAGCUGCAGGAGGAGGAGGAGGAGGAAGGAUUCCUAAUCAGGAAGGUUAUUAUGAUAGCCGCAUAAUGUUGAAGGCAUCUCAAUUGCCGCAAUCAACGUCGAGGUCCUCCUUUCUCUCGCAAUCUCUGCGCUGCCACGUGUCCUCCUCCUCCUCCUUCUCCUCCUCCUCCUCCUGCUCCUCCUCCUCCUGCUCCUGCUCCUGGUCCUGCUCCUCAGCAGGAGAGAGGGAUGCACCUUUCCGUAAUAUUAGUAACAUUCAUCUGCUGCCAAGACGGACACGUGAUUGCAGCUUGACAAGGAGCUGCUACUGCCUCUCGCAGUCUCGUGAUAGGUUAGCAGCAGGAUCACGACGAUCGGGAUCUGCUGUCCACGUGGCAGCCCCCCAGGUAUCCCUUCUGCUGCGACGAUCCCGUAGGAGCUUUUCCUCCUCUUUCUCCUCUUUCUCCUCUUUCUCCUCCUCCUUCUCCUCCUCCUCCUCCUCCUGCUGCUUUGCCUUGUGCAAGAAUCUCGACCCGGAGAGGUGGGUGUCGGAUGGCGACGGCGGAGUGAUCGGAAUCCCGACCUCAACGACAGCCGGAGCAGUGAGUAGUUUGUGGAAGGAGGAGGAGGAGGAGGUCGGAAUCCCGACGCAAAUGGAGAUUGACGAAAGACGAGGGGGGGCCAAAGGGAGCAAGUCGGGGAUUCCAGCAGCCGCAGCAGCAGCAGCAGCAGGAGGAGGAGGAGGGUGUUUCGCCGUGAGAGCUGUGCUGCCCCAGCUGGAGAGGGGAGGGCUCUGUCGGGGCCGGGAUCGGCAUCGUCGCGAUCGGGAUCGCGAGCAAGCGAUUCUUCAACGGGGAAGGAGAUGCCUCAAGAAGAGGCGCCUGGGCAAGUGGUGCCGCCCGCUCGGCGCCACCAUGGAUUUCGUGACGAAGGAGGAAGAUGAUGGAGUCGCCAUAGCCAACGAUGACAGCAGUGGUUGGGCCGACGAUGGAGCCGCCAUAGCCAACAACGAGGCCUUCGUCUUCACCAACAUCCCUCGACCGCAAUGGCUGGAGAAUUGGAAGCCGCCGUCGUACCUCUGGAGGGCCUUAGCCGCAUUUGUUGUCGCCGGCCAGGUAUUAAUCCGAAUUUUGCGUGGGCGCGUGCAUGUAAGAAACACCCUUCAGCAGCUGGAAGAAGUCGGGCCGAAGUCGGUUGGUGUCAGUUUGCUGACGGCUUCGUUUGUCGGCAUGGUGUUCACCAUUCAGUUUAUUCGGGAAUUUGCAAGACUAGGUUUGACGAGAUCGGUUGGUGGUGUUCUGGCGCUGGCGCUGGGGAGGGAACUAUCGCCGGUCGUGACAGCUAUCAUCCUCGCUGGACGAGUCGGCAGUGCAUUUGCUGCAGAACUGGGCACCAUGCAGGAGGUGGACAUUAGGUCUUGCUAUGCUGCUUGGACACUGGGUCGACUUCGACUAGACGUUGGCAUUGACGCUGGCACGGCACUGGCGAGACGCUGGCUGUGCGCAGGCACUGUGGACGACGACUACGCGGGCUGUGACGGCAUGCUGGCGCGUUCUGCAUUGUGCGGCAGGCAUUACUGAUGUGGCGCUGCCACCUGUCUUCAAGGCUGAUGUGGUGCAGGCCACUUGUCUACAUUGCAUGCUGAUGUGGCGCUGCCUCUGCUCUACAUUGCAUGCUGAUGUGGUGCUGCCUCUGGUCUACAUUGCAUGCUGAUGUGGCGCUGCCUCUGGUCUACAUCACAUGCUGAUGUGGCGCU
Messenger RNA from Chara braunii, 2374 nucleotides. The record is from the annotation of a GenBank genome assembly. Lineage: Eukaryota; Viridiplantae; Streptophyta; Charophyceae; Charales; Characeae.